This is a messenger RNA of Cuculus canorus (common cuckoo), 4693 nucleotides long. It is a transcript of the gene PIWIL1, whose product is annotated as piwi like RNA-mediated gene silencing 1. The transcript has 22 exons. The record is from RefSeq and is a predicted model, not a curated record. Gene Ontology annotation, molecular function: piRNA binding; protein binding. Bases 237 to 2852 code for a protein of 871 amino acids. Gene Ontology annotation, cellular component: P granule. Lineage: Eukaryota; Metazoa; Chordata; Aves; Cuculiformes; Cuculidae. Gene Ontology annotation, biological process: regulatory ncRNA-mediated gene silencing.
GCCGGGCCGAGGCGAGCGGGCUGAGGGGCCAGCGCGUGGGGCGGCGCGGGCGCUUCUUUUAGGCUGCGGGAGCGGCUGCCGGGCCUCAGGUGCGACCGACUCGCGUGGAGCCCGCCGUGCCUUGCUGAGGAGCAAAGGACAGACCUGAGCUCACCCAGAGGACACAAUGAAGAAGGAGAUGAAAUAAAAGACUAUCAGAGGCUUCUGGAGACACAAAGAAACUGUGAUAGGAGAAGAUGACAGGAAGAGCUAGAGCCAGAGCGAGAGCAAGACCUCCAGGGCAGCAAACUGCUGUUCCUGCUGUAGAAGCUGUACCUGUUCAACAGACUUUGCCAAGUCAGCCGCCUGGCCGGUGGCAACCUCAGCCGCCAUGUGUUCCUCCGGCAGCAUCAAGAGAACCUGCUGGGCGACAGAGGGGAACUCCAAGUGCUUCACAAGGCCAGAGCGACAGAAGGCCAGAAGGAUUACAGCUUUCUGCAGGAAUGCAGGCAUUGUCUUUAGCAGAAAGGGGUGGACUCCGCAGAGAUUUCCAUGACCUCGGGGUGAAUACUCGGCAAACCAUAGAACACGUUCAAGAAUCAAAAACUGGUUCUUCAGGUUCUAUGAUAAAACUAACUGCAAAUUACUUCCGUUUGACGUCUCGACCCCAGUGGGCUUUGUAUCAGUACCAUGUUGCCUAUAAUCCUGAGAUGGAAGCACGCCGUCUUCGAUCAGCUUUGCUCUUUCAGCAUGAAGAGCUACUUGGAAAGACACAUGCAUUUGAUGGAGCAAUACUAUUCUUACCAAAAAAACUAGUGAAUAAGGUUACUCAGCUGUUUAGCAGAACUCGAAAUGGAGAGGAUGUGAAGAUAACAAUCACAUUGACAAAUGAGUUGCCACCUACUUCACCUACAUGUCUGCAGUUUUACAACAUCAUUUUUAGAAGGCUUUUGAAGAUGUUGAAUUUGCAGCAGAUUGGACGUAAUUAUUACAACCCCAGUGACCCAAUCACAAUCCCUCAUCACAGGUUGACGAUUUGGCCAGGCUUCACAAGCUCUAUCCUCCAGUACGAGGAAAGCAUUAUGUUAUGUACAGAUGUGAGCCAUAAGGUUCUUCGCAGUGAAACAGUGUUGGAUUUUAUGUACAAUCUGUAUCACCAGGUUGAUGAACAAAGAUAUAAAGAUACCUGUGCUAAAGAGCUGAUAGGUUUGAUUGUUCUUACAAAGUACAAUAACAGAACGUACAGAGUUGAUGGCAUUGACUGGGAUGCCAGUCCACAGUGUACUUUUAGAAGAGCAGACGGUUCUGAGAUCAGCUACGUGGACUACUACAAAAGGCAAUAUAAUCAAGAAAUUACUGACUUGAACCAGCCUGUCUUGAUCAGUGAGUCGAAGAGGAAGAGAGGAACUAUAAUGCCAGGACCUGUGGUUCUAAUUCCAGAGCUGUGCUUCCUAACAGGAUUAACGGAAAGGAUGCGUAAUGAUUUUAAUAUGAUGAAAGACUUGUCUUCUCAUACACGACUGCCACCUGAGCAAAGGCAACACGAAAUUGGAAGACUUAUUGACUACAUCCAAAAAGAUGACGGCGUUCAGAAGGAACUCAGAGACUGGGGUUUAAGCUUUGAUUCUAAUUUAUUUUCCUUUACGGGAAGAGUUGCUCAAGCAGAAAAGAUCCUUCAAUCAGGAAGUGUGGUUGAAUACAAUCCUCAGUUUGCUGAUUGGACAAAGGAAAUCAGAGGAGCUCCCUUAAUUUGUGCAAAGCCUCUGGACAACUGGUUAUUGAUAUACCCACGUCGCAAUCAUGAUACUGCUGGUGUAUUACUUCAAAGUCUGUCUAAAGUCACACCACCUAUGGGAAUCAGAAUGAACAGGGCAACCAUGAUUGAAGUAGAUGACAAAACAGAAGCUUAUAUAAGGGUUUUACAGCAAGCUGUUACCCCUGACACAAACAUAGUAGUUUGUGUGUUGUCUAGUUCCCGGAAGGAUAAGUAUGAUGCUAUCAAGAAAUACUUAUGUACUGAUUGUCCUGUUCCAAGUCAAUGUGUGAUAAGUCGCACUUUAAGCAAGCCUCAGACUGCUCUGGCCAUAGCGACAAAAAUUGCCUUACAAAUGAACUCUAAAAUGGGUGGAGAACUUUGGAGUGUUGAGAUCCCACUGAAACAAGUGAUGAUUGUGGGAAUCGAUUGUUACCAUGACACUUUAUUUGGAAAGCAGUCAAUUGCAGGAUUUGUUGCUAGCCUGAAUCAAACAAUGACACGGUGGUUUUCCCGCUGUGCUGUUCAAGGUCGAGGGCAAGAACUUGUGGAUGGUCUUAAAGCCUGCUUGCAGUCUGCUCUAAGAGAGUGGUUCAAGUGGAAUAAGUGUUUGCCCUCCCGUAUUAUUGUGUAUCGUGACGGUGUAGGAGAUGGACAACUACAUACUCUGGUUAAUUAUGAAGUGCCUCAAUUUCUGGAUUGCUUGAAGAGUGUUGGUAAAGACUACGUUCCAAGACUUACUGUCAUAGUUGUGAAGAAACGAGUGAAUACGAGACUCUUUGCGCAGGCUGGUGGAACACUCAGAAACCCGCCUCCUGGUACCAUUGUUGAUGGGGGGAUCACCAGGCCAGAAUGGUAUGAUUUCUUUAUCGUGAGCCAGGCAGUGAGAAAUGGUUGUGUUGCACCCACUCAUUAUAAUGUAAUUUAUGACACUAGCAAGCUGAAACCAGACCAUGUACAACGUUUAACCUACAAACUUUGCCACAUGUACUAUAACUGGUCGGGUAUUAUCAGAGUACCUGCUCCUUGCCAAUAUGCUCAUAAACUGGCUUUCCUUGUCGGUCAGAGUAUUCAUAGAGAACCAAGCCUGUUGCUUUCAGACAAACUUUACUAUCUUUAAAGUUGAGUUACCAGGUGAAAAAAAAAAAAAAGUGUAGUUCCUUUCUAGGGAAUGUAGAGUUGUCUGGGAUUUUUUGUAGUUUAAAUUGUUUUUUCUUGAGAUGUGCAGGGGAUAAUGAGUAUGUGCAGCUGUGGAACUUUUAUUUUUGCUGUAGUGGGAAGAAGUUUGAGACAGCAGAUCUGCAUUUUAAAUGGGUCUCUGCUUCCUAUAAAAACUAUGCAGUCUUUCAUUGUUUUUAAAUACUUUAUUUACUUAAGCAUUUCUAGGAUUUCUCGAAAGAUUACCAUCAGUUUUCUUACUCGUAUUUUGGGGAAGUCUUACAGGACACAUAGUUAUGCAGACCAAAAUCCAGACUUCUGCUAGCACAUUACACUUAAAUUUUCCAAAUGCAAUUGUUGCUCCCUUGUUUUUCUUGGCUGUUAAAAUGAGGACAAUUUUUUCUUCUGAACUAUUUCAUAUCUUAAAAAGAGGCUGUGGUUCUUGGUUAUCAAUGUUCUUGGUUAUCGAGGCUUUAUUGUAAGAUUGCAUACUGCUGCAAAAACUUCUGUAAGGGUUAUUAAUACUUGCCCUUGUAAGAUAUUUGCAGACCAACGAGCAACUGUCUCGUGAUCCCUUGUCUCCCCAGGAGCAAAGGGAAGUGAAGUGGGACUUCAUCAAAGUUAGCUGAGGAGGAAGCUCUGUGUACGCCAAAGUUUCAGCAAUGGAAGUCAGAGGCAAAAUAAUUUCUGUAUCUCAUCCCAGAUAUAGGAACACCUAUAAUAAUUACAGUAAUUAUCCAAGAUUACAGUGACCACUGCAAAAUGUGAUGUCUUUGUCUAAGCUUGAAUGCUGUGAUAGGGGAUUUUAUGACUAUGUAGUGUGAGCAAAUGUUUAGGACAACUGCCAAUUCCUGACUGCAAUGAACUAAAUUUCUUGGUUGACAUUGUUUAACUGCAUGGUUGUUUAAAGAGGAAGAUAACUUCUGGAGAAGAAUUAUCAGUGCACUGAGGCGCUGAAAGUAGAUAGUUCUACUAUUUAUGUUUGGGGUUUGUUUUCUUUUUUUUUGAUUGUGCAGUUCCAAGUACUGGGAAAUGCUUAGGCUGCGUUUUGUGUUGUACUCUUAAGGUCUUCAUUGGUAGAUGUUCAGCAGGAACAGCUUAAUUUGUAAAGCACACAGGAGUUGUGUUAAGAAUUUGAUUUUGGAUUCUUGCAUUACCAGAUGCAGAGUCAAACAAGUACAUGUGGAAGAAUUUGGAUUAGUGCUGAUAUCUUUAACUCUUGCACUGUAAACUUUGUUCCUUUUCUUUGUGAGAUUUAAAUAAAGUUGUUGCUGUGAUCUUUGCUUGUGUGACUGUGUUAGAUGUAUUUGCUUAUAGUUCAAGAGGGGGCUAUGGGUGUACUACUGUGUGACAUAAGCUGCAGGAACUUUCUAACUAUUUUUUGCCUCUGAAAUUUAAACGAGCUUUUAUUCUACAGUAAACUUCAGCAGCCAGCAACAGCUCUGAAAAAUGAGUGCUCUAUAACUUGAAUUCAGUUCAGCUGUUUUUCUUUCUUAGGCUUGAAAUUUGCAAUGGAGAGGCAUUGGGGGGGUCAGGCAAAUAUUUUAGUCUUCCUGAUGUCAUACAGGGGUAGCUUUCCCUAUUCACUACUUCAGUACUAAUUUCGUAUUUCUUCCUCAUUCCGUAUCGCUUAUUUAUACCUGUCACGGCUAUCAUUCUGACCUGGUUUCUGUCAUUUGAGUUAACAGAAAAGAAGGUUAUGCAGCUGCUUUCUUAGUCCUAGAGAAAGGUAGGGAGUGGCCAUUGUGGACUGUUCCUUCCCUCUUGAGGAGCGGCGUUUGAACACGCAGCGUGCACCAUUAC